This is a messenger RNA of Brassica napus (rape), 3586 nucleotides long. Its product is annotated as zinc finger MYM-type protein 1-like. The coding region runs from base 616 to 2436 and encodes 606 amino acids. The record is from RefSeq and is a predicted model, not a curated record. Lineage: Eukaryota; Viridiplantae; Streptophyta; Magnoliopsida; Brassicales; Brassicaceae. The transcript has a single exon.
CGAAGCUACCCAGUGGAAAGAGGGUGCACGUGCACACCCAAUUUUUUGAAAAUUUAAUGUUAACUGUUAUGAAUUUAUGAUUGUGCACCCUUAAAAAAUCUGUACCAAACCAUAAUGAAAAUAAAAAGAAAAAACAACUAAACCCAUUAAAGAUUAAAUUAACUCCAAAGCCCAAUUAUAUUCUCUACACUUUUUUUUUGUUAAACCCUAACUAUUCUUAGUUAUGUCUACGGCUGAUACAAAAUUUUAAUCUUCCAAGCUUCUUCUUAAACGUGAAACGUGCAAGUACAAAUCAUCAAAUCUAAUUGAGAGAGUUUUUUUUCUCUUGUCUACCAUACAAAACUGGUAAUUAAUUAAAUAUUAUUUAUGUUUAUGCAAUUAUGCUUUGAAUUGUUCAAUUGUUCCAACAAUGUCAAUGUCUAUGAUUAGUAAUUAUUUAAAUAUCAUCUGAAUUUUUGUUUCAGUCGUACAAGUCCAAGGUCAAAGAUAGAGGCUGUACUCUUGAUUAGAAUUGAUCGUUUACAGGUUUUACUUACUUAUAAUUUUUAUGAAUAAUAUUUUUGCUAGACCGUAUGUUUUUAUUUAUGUUAUGUUUUUGGUUUUGUAGAUUAAUCAAUGGAACGGUACUACAAACCAGCAUCAGUUUCACCAUCUGAUAACACCUUACCAUCUAAUGAUACUGAUGAUUUGCCGUGGGAUCCUGCUAAAAGAAAAAAUAUCAAGGAUUAUAAUGCAAAUCAAGUCGAUGAGGUAAGACGCAAGUACCUUCUUAGAGGCCCGUGUCAACCACUUGGUCAUAACUUUGAAAAGAGACUCAUAGGUGGUAAAAUGAGACGAUUCAAUCCAGCUUGGUUUGGUCUGUAUGGUAAUUGGCUAGAGUAUAGUGUAUCAGAGGAAAAAGCUUAUUGUUUGUGUUGCUACUUGUUUAGAGAUGAUGCGUAUCCUGGAUUUGUGAGGGAUGGAUUCUCGAAUUGGCAUAAGCCUGAUAGGUUAUCUUUCCAUGUAGGAGAGCUUAACAGUUCUCACAAUAAUGCUGUCAAGAAGUGUGAUGAUUUGAUGAAUCAAGGUCAAUCCAUAGUGCAUGCUAUGUAUAAGAAGACUAAUGCGAUGAAAAAUGAGUAUCGUAUCAGAUUAAAUGCUUCUGUUGAUGUUUCUAGAUACUUAUUGCGACAAGGAUUAGCUUUUCGAGGUCAUAGAGAAGGAGAAGAUUCUUCUAACAAAGGCAACUUUUUAGAACUUCUGAAAUACACAGCUGAUCACAAUGAUAUUAUAAGAAAAGUUGUUUUGGAGAAUGCUCCGGGAAAUAACAAGAUGGUUUCUUCAGAGAUUCAAAAGGACAUUGUAAACGCUUUUGCAGAAGAAGUGGUGAAAUCUGUUAUAGAAGAAAUUGAUAACGGAGUGUUUGGUCUAUUAGUAGAUGAAUCUGCUGAUGUGUCUGACAAAGAACAGAUGGCUGUUGUUUUUCGAUUUGUUGAUAAGAAAGGAGCAGUCAAAGAAAGGUUCGUUGGAGUUGUCCAUGUGAAAGAGACUUCUUCUUUAUCUUUGAAGCAUGCUAUUGAUGAGUUGUUUGCUAAGUAUGGACUGAGCUUAAAAAAAGUGAGAGGACAAGGUUAUGACGGAGCUAGUAAUAUGAAAGGAGAGUUCAAUGGGUUGCGAUCAUUGAUUACUAAAGAAAACAGCUCUGCAUAUUAUGUUCAUUGCUUUGCUCAUCAACUUCAGUUGGUUGUAGUGGCUGUUGCGAAAAAGAUAUUUGAGAUUGCUGAUUUCUUUGAUAUGGUUUCUAUGUUACUGAAUGUGGUUGGAGCUUCUUGCAAACGGAAAGAUAAAGUCCGGGAAAAUUAUCGAGACGAGAUAAAUGUUGGAAUUGCUAGUGGUGACAUUAACACUGGGAAAGGACAGAAUCAAGAAAUUUCUUUUCAAAGGCCUGGAACUACAAGGUGGGGUUCUCAUUAUAAAACGUUGUUGCGUUUGGUUGGGUUGUUUUCUACUAUUAUUAAAGUUCUUGAGUAUAUCGAAGAGGAAGGCGCCGAUGAUUCUAAGAGAUGCCAGGCAUAUGGUCUUCUCAAGUAUGCUCAGACAUUUGAUUGUGUGUUCUAUAUGCAUCUGAUGUUACUUAUUUUGGGAAUAUGUGAGAAUCUAUCAAUGGCUUUGCAAAGCAAAAAUCAAGACAUUUUGAAUGCUAUGUCACUAGUAGAAUCUACUAAGCGGGAAUUACAGAGAGUAAGAGAUGAUGGAUGGGAUUCACUUAUGUUGACAAUUUCUUCUUUUUGUGAGAAACAUGAUACUCAGAUGCUCGAUAUGGAAGAAGGUUUUAUCGAUUCUCGGAGGCCAAGGAAAAAACCAACAUCACUAAUUUGCAUCACUAUAAGGUUCAUUGCUUUAAUGCAACUUUGGAUUUGCAACUUCAGGAAUUCAACGAUCGUUUUACUGAGGUAAACACUGAGCUGCUUAUUUGUAUGGCUUCCUUAAAUCCUAUUGGUGCUUUUCGUGGAUUUGACAAGUCAAAGUUGGUGAAGUUGGCUAAGUUCUAUCCAGAUGACUUCAGUUUUAUGGACUGUUUAUCGCUUGAGCAACAACUUGGUAUUUUCAUCGACAAUGUACGACAUGAUCAACGAUUUAAAAAUCUGAAGAGUCUUGGAGAUCUUUCUCUUCUGAUGGUAGAAACACAAAAGCAUAUUGCACAUCCUUUGGUUUAUAGACUUUUGAAGUUGGUUUUGACUUUGCCGGUUGCUACUGCAAGUGUUGAAAGAUGCUUCUCAGCAAUGAAACUAGUGAAGACAUCUUUACGAAAUCGAAUGGGAGAUCAUUUUUUAAGUGAUUAUCUCAUUUGUUUUAUCGAAAAGGAAUUGCUUGACGAUGUCACAAACGAAGAAGUGUUGAUUCGAUUUCAAGCCAUGAGUGAAAGAAGGAUGCUUUUGUAAAAUGUUGUUUUUAACAUAAAAAUGUUGUUUUUAAUACUUUUUUAAUAUUUUCAUAAUUUAUUUAAUAUUAUUUACUUUAAUAAUAGUGCACCCGUGAUAAAAACUUCCUGGCUUCGCCCCUGCGUACACGUGCGGUGAACCCCGCCUGGAGAGGGAGGGUCUCUAUUAUUUCGAAUCAUAUAUAUUAACGGGAAUUAUUGUUACAUAAUACCUACAAAUCGGAUAACCUAUCCAUAUGCACGCAUCGACAAACAUAUUCGUACCAAAAUCUCGAUAUUUUGAUUAGUGAUUCAAUUGAUCCUAUGCUACAUACGGAUUGUAUUAUACAUUGUUUUUUAGAAUAUAUCGACAUAUAGCUGCCUAGCUGGUAUCCAUAUAUGUUUUGAUGUUGGUUGAUUACGCUUUGAAAUUGGUGCUCUAUCUCGUCUAAAACUUAUUCAGUAAAAAGAAACGAGUUAUACUCGGAAACAAAUAUAAAUAUUCACGUACAUAACUUAUUUAUGAUUAUACUAUAUCUCCGAGUUGAAAUAUAUUUGAUCUACCUCUUUGAUAUCAUGUGAAAGUCCCUAACGAUAUAACUAUAUGAUACAUGCAUGAGUCACCGUCAAAAUUCUGACAACCUCCAUGACCAUAAAUAAAGACCUAACUACAAUUAGCUUAAACAA